AUGGUGGAUAGCCUUGUGCCGCAGAAAAUCUUGACGUGGGAAGAGGUUAAGCAAUUUGACGGCGAGCAAGGCCGCCCCAUGUACCUCGUCAUUGACAACAACGUUUAUGACUUCACCGACUUCGCUGAUCUGCACCCAGCAGGCCCAGAGCCGCUAAAGAAGCACGCGGGAACCGACGCGAGCGCAGCGAUGCGCGCCGCGCGCAUGCCCAGUGCCGUCAUGGAUGUCUACAUACACCGGUUCAAGGUCGGCGCUGUCGAUGUCAUAGGCGGCAACUGCAUGGCUGAGACACAGUACAGACUAGCGGACGUGCAAGCGCGCAACGGCAAACUUGGUGCACCUCUCUGGGUCGUACACAAAGACUCCGUCUAUGACGUCACCAGUUAUGUUGACCAGCACCCUGGAGGCGACGACGCCAUCAGAGCGGAAGCAGGCACCGACGCCACGAGUGCUUUCCAAGACGUCGGCCACUCCGACGACGCCAAAACCAUCCUCGCUAAAUACAAGAUUGGGGAGAUCAUAGAGGAAGAAAAAAAAUACGACGCCAACGGCAAGAAAAAGAAAAAAGUAGUGGCAGCUAAAGACGAGGGCACAACAGGCAGAAGCUGUCUAAACACUGUCACUUGUGGUCUGUUAGGCUAACCAACAUUAUCUCAAAUCUACACUUAC
This is a messenger RNA of Cydia fagiglandana, 669 nucleotides long. RefSeq lists its product as uncharacterized. The transcript is spliced from 7 exons. NCBI's taxonomy places the organism in Eukaryota, Metazoa, Arthropoda, Insecta, Lepidoptera, Tortricidae. The record is from RefSeq and is a predicted model, not a curated record. Gene Ontology annotation, molecular function: heme binding. The coding region runs from base 1 to 642 and encodes 213 amino acids. Gene Ontology annotation, cellular component: intracellular membrane-bounded organelle; membrane.